Messenger RNA from Xenopus tropicalis (tropical clawed frog), 1188 nucleotides. It is a transcript of the gene adipoq, whose product is annotated as adiponectin, C1Q and collagen domain containing. Bases 48 to 755 code for a protein of 235 amino acids. The transcript is spliced from 3 exons. NCBI's taxonomy places the organism in Eukaryota, Metazoa, Chordata, Amphibia, Anura, Pipidae. Gene Ontology annotation, biological process: signal transduction. The record is from RefSeq and is marked provisional. Gene Ontology annotation, cellular component: extracellular region.
CAGCGGGCUACAGGCUUUCCUGAUCAUCUUAAUAUCCCUGUCCCAAAAUGUGGGAUUUGCCCUCCUUCUGUGUUCUGUUUCUGAUGGUACCUCUUAGCGCCUUGGCUGACGAUGGCACUGACCAGUCUGCAAGAAGUCCUUGUGCUAACUGGAUGGGAGGGGUUCCUGGCUACCCUGGACACAAUGGCCUUCCAGGAAGAGAUGGCAAAGAUGGAAAGAAUGGAGAAAAGGGAGACAUGGGAGAACCAGGUCCAAAAGGCCCUGAAGGUGAAACAGGGAAGACAGGACCUGCAGGACCCGAGGGGUCCCGUGGUUUUCCUGGGGCACCUGGAAUGAAAGGAGACAGCCCUUACAUCCAACGUUCCGCUUUCAGCAUGGGACUGAGCACUAAAUCCUCUCUUCCCAACGUUCCUAUCCGCUUUACCAAGGUGUUCUACAAUGAGCAGCGGCAUUACGACGACAGUACAGGGAAAUUCCGCUGCGCUAUCAAAGGCCUGUACCAGUUCUCAUAUCACCUUACCGUCUACAUGAAAGAUGUCAAAGUCGGACUUUACCGAAAUAAUAAACCAGUAAUGUUCACUUUUGAUCAGUUUCAGAGCAACAAUGUUGACCAAGCCUCUGGCUCAGUCCUGCUACACCUUGAAGUUGGGGAUGAAGUUUGGCUCCAGAUAUAUGGGGAUGAGAGCUUUUCCGGCAUCUAUGGAGAUAAUCUGAAUGAUUCCACUUUCACUGGCAUCCUUCUGUACCCAGACUAAGACAACUUAUCAGUUCCUACCUAGAAGGGCAGCACUGUCUCAUGUAUUGCAGUCAUUAGGAAAGGCUAAGCCAACAUCAUUACCAUUAACCAAGGUUUUAACAAACUCAGACGUAUUCUUACUGUUACUGAAUUUAAAUCAAUAUAGGAUUUUGUUAAAUUGUCUCCUUGAUAUACAGAAGAGCAAGAAUUCUUAGCAUGAUGUAUUUGUACAUGUAUACAAAUCUGCCAGUAGGACAGGUCUGAGUUUUACUUGUUUUAUAUUUAAUGUCAUUACCUAAAAACAAGCAUAAAAUCCUGCAAUUAGAUUGUAUUUGUCAUUUAAUGGAAAUAUAUUUUCAUUUACAGGGUUACUGACACCUUUUUGAAAUCACUGGUAUGUCAAAAUGUCUCAGUGUUCCUUUAAGCUAAUAAAGCUCAUCCCAAUAUGCCUA